UCAGGCGCUCGGUGCUCAACCCAACAACAUAAACAAGAGCAGGCCGCAGCCGGGGCCUGGGGGCAGGGUGAAGAGGAAAUAGAGACUGGGACACGGCAGUGUCCAUGAGCUCAGAAUGAUAGGAUGGAGGGAGGGGGCCUCCCCCAGCUGCCAGACACUGUUCUCCUGGAAGUCUUCCUGAAGUUGGAACAUCAAGAUGUCCUCGCAGCUGGCACCACUUGCAGGCAGUGGUACGGGGUGUCUCGCGACGAAUUUCUCUGGAAGGAUCUCUUUUAUCGUUACUACAAUGUGAAUCGCUCGGUGCCUCGUCACCCAGCUGCAGUUUCAUGGCUGGGUGAAUUUCAGAGACUGUACGACACAAUUCCAUGUGUAGAAGUGGAGACCUUGAAGGAACAUCGUGACCAAGUCUUACAUGUCAGUUUCUCUCACAAUGGCUACUUAUUUGGAUCCUGUUCCAAGGACUGUUUUGUCAAGGUGUGGAGCAAUGAUUUGGAGAUUUCAGUGUUGCACAGUGCCAAUAUGCGCCCCUACAAUUGGAGCUAUACCCAGUUCUCCCAGUUCAAUGCUGAGGAUACCCUCCUCCUUGUCUCUGGAGUCUACAUUGGGCCACACAGCUCAUCGUCUGGUGAAAUCGCGGUCUUCAGUCUAGAUGACUUCACCUUGCUGUCCAGAGUGAGGAAUAAACCCUAUGAUGUCUUUGGUUGUUGGUUAAAUGAAACACAUCUGAUCUCUGGGAAUCUACACUGGAUUGGGAAUAUGACGUCCUGCUCAGUGUUGUGGUUAAACAAGGCCUACCAAGAUAUCGAAUCAGAGAAUAUAAACGUGGUGAAGAGGCUGUUUCAGCUACAGAAUCUGAACGCCAGCACCAUUCGCACAGUCAUGGUGGCAGACUGCAGUCGUCACAACACUCCCGACCUGCUGCUGGGCUCCGAGCAGCAGCCGAGUGACUCCAGCCCCCGAGUGUUUGACCUGGGCAGUGACAACGAGGACGAGGUGUGCACCAGAGCAAAGCACAGGGAUGAGAGCCCAGGAGAGGUCAUGGUCAGCAGCCAGGAUGGCGAACAGAGAGACGGGAAUGUAUUCUCCGAUGGGGAGCAGCCCCUGAUGGACGAAAAACAAAUUGAAGCAAGGGUGGCAGAACUUUUCCUACAGGCCAAAACGAAGCCAGCUGACACGAGUCUCCUGUUGGAACAGCAGACAAAUUCAGACAAAAAGUACUUGAUCUUCACCACAGGAAGCCUUACAUAUACUCCCCAUCAAAUAGGUAUUAAACAAAUUUUGCCUCAACAUAUGACGACAUCAGGACCUGUGUUAGGAGAAGAACGAAGCUCCAGCGAGUUCUUUGAUGCAUUGGACUACACGAUUGAUGUCCACGGUCACAUCAUAGGCAUGGGUCUGUCUCCAGAUCACAGGUAUUUAUACGUGAACAGUCGAGCCUGGCCCAAAAACUGUAUCAUCAGUGAUCCGAUGAACCCUCCACCCAUUGCCGAGGAGAUUGAUAUCCACGUGUUUGACUUGAAGACGAUGCGGGAAGUCACUCAAACUCUGAGGGCACACACCGCCUACACCCCCAAUGACGAGUGCUUCUUCAUCUUCCUGGAUGUCAGCAGAGAUUACGUUGCCAGUGGUGCUGAGGACCGACAUGGCUACAUCUGGGACCGACACUACAACAUCUGCUUGGCCAAACUGCAGCACGAUGAUGUGGUGAACUCUGUUGCCUUCAGUCCCGUGGACCAGGAGAUGUUGAUCACAGCCAGUGACGACUGCACCUUGAAGGUUUGGCGCUCACCCCGCGUCCUCCGCAUUGUCAGCAGCAAACCCAAUCGCAAGAAACUCUCUUUCUUCUGGCUGAGUAAGAAAUGACUUUGGCAGUUCUCAACUGGUUGUGUACCAGCUCAGUAUUGGAAUUCCUGCCUUCAGGAAGUGGGCAAGUGGAGGGGAGAAUGUUCAAUCGUGUGUUUAUCUGACUGUGAGUAUCCUCCUUGUCCCUCUAGUUGUUGGGUGUUUGCUCACACGUUUGGGUGAUAUGACCCAGGCUACAGCUGAACCACCUCCAGUUCCUUAUUUGGUGAGUUGGCUCAGCCUCACAGAAUUGUGCCACCAAUUCAGUGAGUAACCAUCAGCUGCCAAACCCUCAACCAACACUGAGCUAAAUGUUCACCUCAUGCACUAUCACAGACAACACAACCACCCUGAUUUCUUGGGCUGGGGCUUCUUCCUUAGGGCUACAAUUCUGCUUUUAAAAUUGAUUUUGCCUUGUUGUAAUUCUAAUGUAAAACAUAAAAGAAAAAUCUUUAUAUUCUAUAUCCCUGAACAGAUUCAGGAAGACAUUUUCUCACGUGGUUUAAAGUUGCUGUGACAACGUCAAAGCUAUGGGCUGGUUACUGAACCAGGUCUGUUUAUUUGACUGAGAGACAGACCUGUCUGCCCAACCCCAGUUUCCACCUUGGAGAAUUUGUUAAUGUAGACAGUGAGAGUUUGCAUGUGUUGUCCCUCAUGUCUAAAGAAGCUUAUAGCACCAGAAUGAUUGUGGUACCAACUAAGCAAGUUAAUGAUCAAACCAGAGCAAAGCAGCAAAAUCAUUGCCCUCAAUCUAACUGAGCUCACAUCCAACACUUCAAGACUUUUGGCAAUUUGAGAAUCUACAUUGUUUAAUGAAACUUUAAUUUCAGUAGGUGCUCCCCUGAGACUUGUGGCUGUUCAUUCAUUUAGUUUGUUCAACAUUAACAUUGAUGAAUAUUGGAUCUUGAAAAAUAAACCUAAGAAUAGCGUGGUAGUGAGUCAAGGCCAAGCCAAGGAGUAUCAUGGGGCUGAGUAGUCUACUCCUUUCUCUAAUAGCAAUCUAACAGCUUCACAGUCACUUCUAACAACAUUAAAAAUAACAGCUGGGACGGAAAUAUGUCAUCCUUGUCCAGUCUGGCCUACGUGUGACUAGUCCCACAGCAUCCUGCUUCAAUGUCAGCUGUUCAUCCCUCAGCUGUGAUCUGUCUAGCAACAAGUCAAAUAUAAUUAACCAGGAUAGCCAAUCCCAGACACACUGAUCCUCAGAAUAAACUUCAAGGACCUCACUACAGUAAAUUCUGAACAAAAACUAAAAUUAAAACCAGUAAAAGUUGACGAACUGAUUACAAAUCAUUCCCACUUACCUGGAGAAGGUGACUGCUAAUGUAAAUGACAGCAACACUUACACCUAUGUCACUGGAUUAACACCACACUAAACAUUUUUAAGAAGUUAGCUAGUGCUCCUGGAGUGAUGAAAGGGAACAGGAAGCCUGGGCAAUUUCCGUUCAUAGACUGAACCUCAUCCGUUGGUCUGUUAAGCAAAUGGAAGAUGUUCAGCUGAAAUAGCAGAAGUUACUAUUACUCCUUUUUAAUCACUCUGCCAUUUAAGUUGAAAUAGCACAUUCUCUUAGAGUGCACCAAUGUUUCCCAAGCACAGACAAUACCUGAUCAGACAAAAAUUAUGAGCAAUUACACUUCUCGCUGCCAUGAAUGAAGUGAGAAAUUCCAGUUUAACUUCCUGUUACCUUAAGGAGCUCCUGAAAAUUCUUAGCAACUGUUGUUCUCGUCUAUAUUUUAAACUCCAGCCACCAACCCAAAAAAGUCAUUGACCCAGGUUCUUAGUCCCAGCCAUGCAUUGCAUGUAGCACAAUGUUCUGUAUGAAGUGAAAAAUAAAUACU
Molecule: messenger RNA, 3681 nt
Organism: Hemiscyllium ocellatum (epaulette shark)
Lineage: Eukaryota; Metazoa; Chordata; Chondrichthyes; Orectolobiformes; Hemiscylliidae
Gene: fbxw5
Product: F-box and WD repeat domain containing 5
Exons: 9
Coding region: 124-1863 (579 amino acids)
Biological process (GO): protein ubiquitination
Cellular component (GO): Cul4-RING E3 ubiquitin ligase complex; SCF ubiquitin ligase complex
Molecular function (GO): protein binding
Source: RefSeq, a predicted model, not a curated record